GCGUGCGCGGGCCCUGGGCCGCGCGGGUCUCGGGUGUCUGUUGUUCGUGGGGGUCUGUACCGGAAGCGUGAGAGGAAGAGAAAUGUGGAGUCUGAGGGCCGCCUGUCGCAGUGCUGCGUUGUUGUUGGAGCGCGGGCAAGGCGCUUUCCCUGCCCUUCCUCUUUUCUCUCCCCUGGGCCUGAUGUGCCCGGCGGUCGGAUGUGGGGAGUCGAGGGGCGGUUGCUGCAGAUGCGGCUGAGCCUCGUGGUUUUCAGAAACAACAAACAUGUCCUCUGAAGUGCUGCCGGCAUCUCUUGAGACUCCUAGUGUGGAAAGACAGCCAGGCGUGAGUGAAGGUGAAGAGGAGGGACGGAAGCCAAGAUUAGAUGCAGGGACCGAGCCACUGUCUAAACGGCAGAUGAAGAAGCUGCUGAAGCAAACGCAAUGGGAGGAGCAGCGAGAACUGCGCAAGGAAAAACGAAAAGAAAAGCGCAAGAGAAAGAAGUUGGAGCGACAGUGUCAGCUGGAGUCCAGCUCAGAUGGAAGUGACCGAAAGCGCAUCCGGAGACACGCUGUUCACAGCAGCCUCCGCCUUGUCAUCGACUGUAGCUUCGAUGAUUUGAUGGUGUUAAAGGAUAUUAAGAAACUUCAUAAGCAGAUUCAACGAUGUUAUGCAGAAAAUCGACGUGCAUCACAUCCUGUGCAGUUUUAUUUGACAAGCCAUGGAGGUCAACUGAAAAAGAACAUGAAUGAAAAUGACAAAGGAUGGGUCAACUGGAAGGAUAUCCACAUCAAAGCAGAGCACUAUAGUGAACUCAUAAAGAAAGAAGAGCUGGUUUAUCUGACGUCAGACUCUCCUAAUGUCCUGAAGGACUUAGAUGAGUCAAAGGCCUAUGUGAUUGGAGGGUUAGUGGACCACAACCAUCACAAGGGACUCACUUUUAGACAAGCGUCCAGUUAUGGAAUUGAACAUGCACAGCUCCCUCUUGCAGAUUUUGUGAAGAUGAACAGUCGAAAAGUCCUGGCAGUUAACCAUGUGUUUGAAAUUAUCCUGGAGUUCUUGGAAACGAGAGACUGGCAAGAGGCAUUUUUUACCAUCUUACCCCAACGGAAAGGAGCUGUUCCUGCACACAAAGCCUGUGAAAGCUCUCCUCAGGACCAGCAGUCCCAGCCAGAAGGGAGGGACAGUUCCAACGAGGGAGAACAUUGCAGGAAUCACCCCGACUCACCACAGAAAGAAGAGCAGGGCCCGCAGAGCAGCCCGGUGUCCCCAGUGAGCCCUGUCCCACAGUGACCAACCUUCCCUAGCUGUCCUUCCACUGAGGGAGAGUCGAGAGAGUGUGGCACCUCACAGAAUACUCAGACUACAAGAACACUGAUUUUUCUCUCAACCCUGUUAUGGAAUUUUAAAUCCUGUCAAGAGUUAAAUGAUAAUGAAAAACCUUUUAAGCACCAAGAAAGGAUUGUUUGGUUUUGUGUAAGAAGACUUAAAGUAUGAUUUCAAAGUUGUUUGACGUCAGAUCAGAGUCAUGGAGAAUGUUUCCCUAUGCUAUGCCUUCCUUCUCCUCCUUCGCUGGAGUGUAUGCUUCAGAGCGUGCCUUCUGAUUUAGCUUGGGUCUUCUCUGUUGCUCUCCAUGUCAUUUUGGUGUGACCUAUUUGUUGGAGCAGAUGUUCUGUGUGUCACUAGAACGUUGGACUUGGGAGGCUGCCCCUCUGUCUGUAGCUUUGUGUUCAGUUUGGUACUUUUGAAGAAAUACAUUAAUUCUAGAAGGAAUACCAGUUGUUUGCUGGGCUCAGUAAUUCAUUCUUUUGGACAGUGGAGUCAUUCCUGUGCCUCCCUUGUGAUGCCUUCUCAUACUUUUGAAAUAAUCACAAGAAUAGUCUUAGCCAGCGGUGGUGGCACACACCUUUAAUCCCAGCACUUGAGAGGCAGAGC
Molecule: messenger RNA, 1915 nt
Organism: Onychomys torridus (southern grasshopper mouse)
Lineage: Eukaryota; Metazoa; Chordata; Mammalia; Rodentia; Cricetidae
Gene: Trmt10a
Product: tRNA methyltransferase 10A
Exons: 8
Coding region: 266-1273 (335 amino acids)
Biological process (GO): tRNA N1-guanine methylation
Cellular component (GO): nucleoplasm; cytosol; nucleus
Molecular function (GO): tRNA binding
Source: RefSeq, a predicted model, not a curated record